GCACUGGGUUCGCCGCGCCGAACUGCAGCCAUGGAGCAGGCACCUCCGGACCCCGAGCGGCAGCUCCAGCCGGCGCCCUUGGAGCCGCUGGGCUCCCCAGACGCUGGGCUGGGGGCUGCGGUCGGCAAGGAAGCGGAGGGGGCCGGAGAAGAGAGCUCUGGGGUCGACACGAUGACACACAAUAAUUUUUGGUUGAAGAAGAUAGAAAUCAGUGUUUCAGAAGCAGAAAAACGAACUGGAAGAAAUGCCAUGAACAUGCAAGAAACAUAUACUGCUUACCUCAUUGAAACAAGGUCAGUUGAACAUACCGAUGGUCAGAGUGUCCUAACAGACUCACUAUGGCGGCGAUAUAGUGAAUUUGAGUUGUUGAGAAGCUACCUUUUAGUUUACUAUCCACAUAUUGUUGUGCCACCUCUGCCAGAAAAACGGGCAGAAUUUGUUUGGCAUAAACUCUCUGCUGACAACAUGGAUCCAGAUUUUGUGGAGAGGCGACGGAUUGGUUUAGAAAACUUUCUCUUGAGGAUUGCUUCACAUCCCAUCCUUUGUAGAGACAAAAUCUUCUAUCUGUUUUUAACACAGGAAGGUAACUGGAAGGAGACUGUGAAUGAAACUGGGUUUCAGCUGAAGGCAGACUCCAGGUUAAAAGCGCUUAAUGCAACAUUCAGAGUGAAAAACCCAGACAAGAGAUUUACUGACCUUAAGCACUAUAGUGAUGAACUGCAGUCUGUCAUCUCACAUCUUCUUCGAGUCAGAGCUAGAGUAGCAGAUCGACUCUAUGGUGUAUAUAAAGUACAUGGGAAUUAUGGUCGAGUUUUCAGGCAUUCUUGGAGUCUUUUCUUUUUUUUAAUUUCAUGGAGCUACAAAAUACUAGAGCGACCCUUGUGGUUUUUCAGUUCGAGUUCUAGAUCCAAGAGUGAAUGGAGUGCCAUAGAAAAAGAAAUGGGUGAUGGACUGCAGAGUGCUGGUCAUCAUAUGGAUGUGUAUGCAUCUUCUAUUGAUGAUAUUUUGGAAGAUGAAGAACAUUAUGCAGAUCAGUUAAAAGAGUAUCUUUUUUAUGCAGAAGCAUUGCGGGCUGUGUGCAGGAAACAUGAACUUAUGCAGUAUGACUUGGAGAUGGCUGCUCAGGACUUAGCAUCCAAGAAGCAGCAGUGUGAGGAACUGGUAACUGGGACUGUGAGAACAUUCUCUUUGAAGGGAAUGACUACCAAGCUCUUUGGUCAAGAAACUCCAGAGCAGAGAGAAGCCAGAAUAAAGGUGCUAGAAGAACAAAUAAAUGAAGGAGAACAACAGCUAAAGUCUAAAAAUCUGGAAGGCAGAGAAUUUGUGAAAAACGCAUGGGCUGAUAUUGAACGCUUCAAAGAACAAAAGAACCGAGACUUAAAGGAGGCCCUCAUAAGCUAUGCAGUCAUGCAGAUCAGUAUGUGCAAAAAGGGAAUUCAAGUUUGGACCAAUGCUAAGGAAUGCUUUAGCAAGAUGUAAUCCUGUGAAUUGAAUUUCUCUUCAAUCAAAGUGCCCCAAAACAGAAGCACAAGUAAAUAAAAGAAAUUUAAGUCACUACCUAGUAUACAUAAACAUAUACAAUAAGUUAAAUAAAUUCAGCUUUCUUUAACUUAAUUGUGGUCGUGUUAAUGUAGCACAAAAAAUAUAUUUUAAUGAAGAUUAAAUAUUAUAAUUUGAGGUUUUGGGGACUGGUGCUGAUUCCAAAAAGUUAAUUUAAUAAUAUAUACCAACAGAUUGUUUGUCACGCUUCUGAACCAAUGACUGAAUGUCAAGAUGUUCGUUAAUUUCUAGAUGUUUGUUUCAAGACCAGCUGUUUCAGAUCUAUUAAUGUAGGGAAUUUUUCCCUAAGAUUGAAUUCCUAUAUUUACUUGGUAAGAUCCACUAAUCUGUUAUAGGGAGUUGUUUUCUCUUGCCUUAUAGUUGAGCUAUUUGGUUUGACAAAGCUCAGCAGAAACUUGAUGUGAAAAAUCUACGAUUUUCUUCUACAUUCAUUGAUGCCCCUUGUAAUGUUUGCAUACACUAGAAAAUGCCUUCAAUUUGUGUUUUACCAGAAUUUUGAUACUGGUCAGAAAUUUUAUACUGCCAACAAAGAAGACUCAACUUCUCAGAUCUAUAAUGGGAUACAUUGUCAUCCUCUAGCAACUCCUAUAUAGAAAGUUUUAACUGAAUAUGUUACAUAUAAGAAUUAAAUUCUUCUCAAAUAAUUCUUAACCUCAGUAAUGAGCCUAAAUUUACUCUGCUUGGCUCUCUACACAUGGCAUUUCAGGGUAUAAGAUGUAGCAUUUCAAUGUGUAAGAUAUAUGUACUAAACAUAUGUGUUGCUAUCUUCAUCAUUAACAUCCUUCUUUUCUAUUGCUUGGCUGUAAUUUUUGUAAAGAUAAAUUAUAUUGUUUUUUUGUAUGUGUGUUUGUAGUAUAUGUUCAGAAGGCAAGCAUCUUCAUUUUGCUAGCUUUGCAGAAUCUUAAAAUGUGUACUCGUUAUUUCUAAUGAUGUAAAAAAAAAUCCCUAGUCCUGUUUAGCAUUUGACUUUUUUAUAUGUUUUAAAUGUUGCUGGAUUUUUGUGCUGUUUGCCAAACUUAUACAAUAAAUAAAUGAAAUAUUGUGCUGA
Messenger RNA from Homo sapiens (human), 2608 nucleotides. RefSeq names its product sorting nexin 4 (gene SNX4). Gene Ontology annotation, cellular component: presynaptic endosome; endosome; early endosome membrane. The coding region runs from base 31 to 1479 and encodes 482 amino acids. Gene Ontology annotation, molecular function: phosphatidylinositol binding. The record is from RefSeq and is a predicted model, not a curated record. The transcript is spliced from 15 exons. Gene Ontology annotation, biological process: protein transport. NCBI's taxonomy places the organism in Eukaryota, Metazoa, Chordata, Mammalia, Primates, Hominidae.